This is a messenger RNA of Sesamum indicum (sesame), 1515 nucleotides long. RefSeq names its product UDP-arabinopyranose mutase 3. Lineage: Eukaryota; Viridiplantae; Streptophyta; Magnoliopsida; Lamiales; Pedaliaceae. Gene Ontology annotation, cellular component: cytosol; Golgi apparatus. The record is from RefSeq and is a predicted model, not a curated record. Gene Ontology annotation, biological process: UDP-L-arabinose metabolic process; plant-type cell wall organization or biogenesis. Gene Ontology annotation, molecular function: UDP-arabinopyranose mutase activity.
CUCCUUCACUUUCUGUAUCGAUCCAUCCGAAAACCACUACAAAUUCAUCUCUCACUCUUCCUGCACUCGGACCUCAAUUCCUCCUCUUCAUUUCUCCCGUCCUCGCACAAUCGAGAAUCCCCAAGAACACCCUAACUCAGUAAAGAAAUCUGCGCAUUUUCAACAAUGGCAGCCUCGAGAUCCUCGACGCCGUUGCUGAAAGAUGAGCUAGACAUAGUGAUUCCCACCAUCAGAAACCUUGAUUUCUUGGAGAUGUGGAGGCCGUUUUUCCAGCCUUACCAUCUAAUCAUUGUGCAGGACGGUGAUCCGUCCAAGACUAUCAAAGUGCCCGAUGGCUUUGAUUAUGAGCUCUACAACAGGAAUGACAUUAACAAGAUUCUGGGUCCCAAGGCAAACUGCAUUUCCUUCAAGGAUUCCGCUUGCCGAUGCUUCGGUUACAUGGUCUCCAAGAAGAAGUACAUUUUCACCAUUGAUGAUGAUUGCUUUGUUGCUAAGGAUCCGUCCGGCAAGGAAAUUAAUGCACUUGAGCAGCACAUUAAGAACCUUUUGAGCCCAUCAACUCCAUUUUUCUUCAAUACCCUUUAUGACCCCUACUGUGAGGGUACAGACUUUGUCCGUGGAUAUCCUUUCAGUCUCCGUGAAGGAGUACCUACUGCUGUGUCGCAUGGCCUUUGGCUCAACAUCCCCGAUUAUGAUGCUCCCACCCAGCUCGUCAAGCCACUUGAGAGGAACACUAGGUAUGUUGACGCAGUUAUGACUGUUCCAAAGGGAACCCUAUUCCCAAUGUGUGGUAUGAAUCUGGCCUUCAAUCGGGAACUAAUCGGCCCAGCAAUGUACUUCGGACUAAUGGGCGAUGGCCAGCCCAUCGGACGCUACGACGAUAUGUGGGCUGGCUGGUGCACCAAGGUGAUCUGCGACCACCUAGGUUUAGGAGUCAAGACCGGUUUGCCUUACAUUUGGCACAGCAAAGCAAGCAACCCAUUUGUGAAUCUUAAGAAAGAAUACAAGGGUAUCUACUGGCAAGAGGAGCUAAUACCGUUCUUCCAAUCUGUCACCCUUCCCAAGGACUGCACCACAGUCCAAAAAUGCUACGUCGAACUCUCCAAGCAAGUGAAGGCGAAGCUCGGUAAGGUGGACGACUACUUCAAUAAGCUGGCGGAUGCUAUGGUUACAUGGAUUGAUGCAUGGGAUGAGCUCAACCCCUCAGGAUCCUCCGGUAAACUCGCAAAUGGCGCUGCCAAGUAAAAAGAUUAAAUGUUGGUCGAAAUUACUUUCAGAUAGAACAGUCUUGUGUUCAAGCUCAUGUUGAAAGCUUGGAUAGAUUAAAUUUUUCGAACCACAUAAUUAUUACUAGUUUCUCACUCGAUCAAAUUUUAUGAUAAAGUUCUUUGUUUGUAUAAUGUAGAUGGCUUCUGCUAUCUUUUGUCAUAGAGCAGUGCUUUAUGAGAUGACCUUGUUUUGUUUUAUUUCCAAAUGGUUAGUUUUAGUUUUAUAGUAUUGAUGAACUUUUCGUGG